UGGUAUUUCCUGCAGCAGGCGCGCUCCGACAGCCAGCUGGGCAGCGUCGGGGCCGGCCCCAGCCCCAGCCUGGGUCCCAGCCCCGGCCCCAGCUCGCACGGCCCCCGAUCGUCCCGAUCCUGGCCUCGGCCCCCGGGCUGACUACGACUGGGAGAACCCCCACUGCUCACGCCAUGAAGGAGGAGAACUUCCUACGGCGCAGGUUUUCCCUCUGUCCACCCUCUUCUACCCCUCAGAAAAUUGAUCCUCGGAAACUGACCAGGAAUCUGUUCUUCAGUGGAGACCAUGAGAUCUACCCUCUCAGCCCAGGAAAAGACAUGGAAGGCAGCAACGGUGUGUCCCUGUUGAAGGAUGAAGUGCCUCAGACCCCAGUGUCCAUGAGCAGAGCCUUGCAGAAUAACGACUACAGGCUUUGCAAUGGUUCUGACAGGGAAUCCUUGUCCCCGACAGCCAAAGUCACCAAGAAAGAGACUCUCAAGGUCCAAAAGAAGAAUUACCGUCAGGAGAAGAAGCGGGCCACCCAGCAGCUGUUCAGCGCCCUGAAGGACCCCAGUGUGGUCAUCAUGGCUGACUGGCUGAAGAUCCGGGGGACCCUGAAGAGCUGGACCAAGCUCUGGUGCAUCCUGAAGCCUGGCGUGCUGCUGGUUUACAAGACGCCCAAGGUGGGCCAGUGGGUGGGCACCAUCCUGCUGCACUCCUGUGAGCUCAUCGAGAGGCCCUCCAAGAAGGACGGCUUCUGCUUCAAGCUUUUCCAUCCCCUGGACCAGUCCAUCUGGGCCAUGAAGGGUCCUAAAGGUGAGAACGUGGGCUCCAUCACCCAGCCUCUGCCCAGCAGCUACCUGAUCUUCCGGGCACCCUCUGAAUCUGACGGCCGCUGCUGGCUGGAUGCCCUGGAGUUGGCUCUGCGCUGCUCUAGCCUCUUCCGGCUCAGCGCCUCCAAACAGGGGAAAGAUGGAGAGCUGACUGGCCAGCUGGACUCCUCCCAGAUGCCCCUGGAUGGGCUGCUGCAUGGCGGGACCAUCUCAGACCAGGAUCUCUUUCAGCUGAACGAAGCCUCCCUGGAAAACCACCAGCUGGAGAACGAUGCCUUUUCAGACAGGUCAGAGAAAGACACCAUCGAGGAGUCAGAGAAUGACACCCGGGAGAACAGCCGGAAAACCAACGACAGCGAGAGUGACCAGUCAGAAACCCCCGGGGAGCUUGGGCAGGAGAAAAAAGGGACGACGUACAUCGAGCAGAUAUACGAAGAAUUUGGGGAGACAGGAGAGUCAUCGCAGACUGAGACCGUCUCUGAAGAAAACAAGAGCCUCAUCUGGAUCCUGCUGAAACAGCUGCGGCCGGGGAUGGACCUGUCCCGCGUGGUGCUUCCCACAUUCAUCCUGGAGCCGCGAUCCUUCCUCAACAAGCUCUCAGACUACUAUUACCACGCAGAUCUGCUGUCUCAAGCUGUCUUGGAAGAUGAUCCUUUAAGUCGUAUGAAGCAAGUUGUAAGAUGGUAUCUGUCUGGCUUCUACAAGAAACCAAAGGGAAUCAAGAAGCCUUACAAUCCCAUCCUUGGAGAGACCUUCCGCUGCUGCUGGUAUCACCCACAGACCAACAGCCACACCUUCUACAUCGCUGAGCAGGUCUCCCAUCAUCCCCCUGUGUCUGCUUUCCAUGUAAGCAAUAGGAAAGAUGGCUUCUGCAUCACCGGGAGCAUCCUAGCCAAGUCCAAAUUCUAUGGAAAUUCCCUCUCGGCCUUACUUGAUGGAAAAGCCACACUGACGUUUCUAAGUAGAGGGGAAGAUUACAUUAUUACAAUGCCCUACGCACACUGCAAAGGAAUCUUGUACGGCACCAUGACCAUGGAGCUGGGGGGGAAAGUGACUGUGGAAUGUGAGAAGAACAAUUACCAAGCAGAACUGGAGUUCAAGCUCAAGCCUUUCUUCGGGGGCAGCUCCGGCCUCAACCAGAUCUCUGGGAAGAUUAAGUCAGGAGAAGAUGUUCUAGCAAGCCUUGACGGACACUGGGACAGGGAGGUGUACAUCAGUGACCCAAAGAAUGGCAGCACCGAUGUCUUCUGGAGCCCAACGGCAGACAUCCGGAGGCAGAGACUGAAGCGCCACAUUGUGCUAUUUGAGGAGCAAACUGAGCUAGAAUCAGAAAGACUCUGGCAACACGUGACCAGUGCGAUCAACAAAGGUGACCAGGUGAAGGCAACCCAGGAGAAGUUUGUGCUGGAGGAGGAGCAGAGAAGACGGGCCAGGGAGAGGCAGGAGGCCUUUCUCGACUGGAAGCCACUGCUCUUCCUCCAGGAUCCCAGCUCACAGGAGUGGCACUACAAAUAUGAGGACCUCAGGCCUUGGGACCCCUUAACAGACAUCGCCCAGUUUGAACAGGACGGCAGAUUACAGACAAUGGGCCGGCGAGCGCCCCUGAGGCUGACCACUCGGAGCCAGGUCCGGCACAAGAGGUCAGGGAAGGAUUGCCGGCACCGCAAAGCCAGUGACCAGCCUUCCAACCACAGCCAGAACACGGAGAGCAGCUGCUCCACCCCUGAGUCUGUGCAGGGCCUGUCUGAUGAGGAAGGGGAUGCAGACUGUGAAAGUUCCUGUGCCCGGUGUGGGAAGGAGAGCCAGCAUCUGAAGGAAAUCCAUACCGCUGUCCUUUCCCUACAGAAGGCCCAACAAGACAUCCACAGGAAUCUCACGGCUCUAAACAAAAAGUCUCUGUACAGACGAGCACCAGGAAGCUUUCUCCAGAGCUCACGCUGCUGGUUCCUACUCUGCGUGUUUCUGACAUGUCAACUAUUCAUUAACUAUGUCCUGAAAUAAAAGCACUCUAGGGGCAGCAGCCCAUGCGCCUCCCUGCCAAACGAACACUGCCCCCACGCCAGGAGCCCUCCCUGCAGCGCUGGGACCAAAUCCACCCAGGGAAGGCCAGGAGGCCAGACUGAGGCCCUGGGCAUCAGCCCUGGACGGGCACAGCCUCGGGACCUUCUUAUCCGUGUGGGCCUUAAUCGCUGAAGCCAAAUGUAGCUUAUUUGUGCACUUUGUUUCCUAAGGUGGCUCAUCCUCAUCAGUCCAUCCACCCAUCUGUCCGUCCAUCGCAUGUGGUUACUUCCUGAGUACCAACCAGUACUGCUGUCCCCCACCCUGAGUGUGUGUGGCCUUUGCCCCAGUCCCACCCAGACACUUGGGGCAGCAGGAAGGAGGGCAGGAACAGGGACAGUAGAAGGCCUGGCCUGCAGGUGGCAUAAGGGUGUCCUGCCAUCCAUCCUUCCUCCCUUGAUGGGGGACAACCAUUUCAGGAAAUGCAGUGGGACCUUGUAAGCACAGUAAUGGUGCCCUAAAUGCCCAGGGCCUCCCUGGUCAGGAAGCCAGGAGGCUCCCAGCUGGCAUUCAAGCUCAGGGCUGGCUGUGCCUCUUCAAGACAGACUCAAGCUCGGCCACCUGCCCGUCUGGGCACUGCAAUCCACACGGUCCCACUAGAGGCCAGCCUGAACACAGUGAUGGGCUGUUGGGCAGAUGCUGCCCAGGCUGGAGGGUCAUAGGUCAUUUAAGUGGCCGUUCCUGUUCUACAGUGGGCACCACCACGGGUCCUCUCCUGCGUGGCCUCCCUCAGUCCAAGGAGCAGAGGGAGAUGAGUGUGAGUGUGCCAGUGGUUGGGUCCCUGUCCACACGCGCACACACACUUGCUCAGCCUGCAGUGGUGCCGGUGCCUGGGCCAGCCCCGAUGCCACAUAUCCAGACUGUGGGCAUUUCAUCUUGUCUGUCCUUCGCCUCCUGCCUUUGGGGAAACUUGUUUCUGCUUGAUACCCGUGAAAUAAAAUGACCUACCGCC
Messenger RNA from Dromiciops gliroides (monito del monte), 3822 nucleotides. RefSeq names its product oxysterol binding protein like 5 (gene OSBPL5). Gene Ontology annotation, cellular component: intracellular membrane-bounded organelle; cytosol; membrane. The coding region runs from base 174 to 2813 and encodes 879 amino acids. The transcript has 22 exons. Gene Ontology annotation, biological process: phospholipid transport. Lineage: Eukaryota; Metazoa; Chordata; Mammalia; Microbiotheria; Microbiotheriidae. Gene Ontology annotation, molecular function: sterol binding. The record is from RefSeq and is a predicted model, not a curated record.